This is a messenger RNA of Musa acuminata subsp. malaccensis (wild Malaysian banana), 3672 nucleotides long. Its product is annotated as SART-1 family protein DOT2. NCBI's taxonomy places the organism in Eukaryota, Viridiplantae, Streptophyta, Magnoliopsida, Zingiberales, Musaceae. Gene Ontology annotation, biological process: maturation of 5S rRNA; mRNA cis splicing, via spliceosome. Gene Ontology annotation, cellular component: U4/U6 x U5 tri-snRNP complex. The record is from RefSeq and is a predicted model, not a curated record.
CGAUCGCUCGCCCUCUCUUCCCGUCGCUUCCGUGGGUUCCAUCUUAGGGUUUUGUUGUUCCGCUCUCUGUAGCCUCGUCGACUUUCUCGUCGGUCGAUCUUGUUCUCCGAUUUGGUAGCAUCAAGAUUUAAUCUUUGGUGCGAUUUCGCAUUCUCGGACAGGGUUCUUAUUUUUAGGUGUCAAGUGUUUAAGGAUGGAUUUGGAGGUGGGCGAGAUAGGAGUGGAGAGGGAUGAGGACGCUGGAGCAACAUCCAGAGAUGAUGCAGAUGAAUUGGGUGAUGAUAUGGCAAUCGACGAUGUUGCAAAGGAGACGUCCAGAGAGUCAGGAAAGCACAGAAGCAAGGACAGAAGUAAGGGAAAGCGAGAAGACAAGGAUCAUGGGUCUAGGGGGAGAGAAAGGUCCAAAGACAAAGAGAAUGAGGAGCACGCAGAGAGAGAUUUUGAUAGGUAUGACUUGAAGGAUAAUCGGAAUAGAUCAGAGAGUGGCAAGGACAGAAGGAAAGAAGAAGGACUGGAGCAUGGGAAAGACAGAGAGCAUGUCAAGGACCGAGAUCGGGACAAAGAGAGGAGCAGGGAUAGGCUUCGUCAGGAGGAACAUGACCGAGAUAAGUACAGGGAUAAGGAUAGAGGAAGGGAGCACGAUAGGGUGAGGGAGCGAAGUAAUGAUCAGGAGUAUGACAGAAGUAGUGAUCAUGGAAUAAGUAGAGUGAAAGAACGAGGCAAGGAUAGUGAGAUUGAGAAGGAUAGGGAUUUGGCCCGAAAACAUGAUCGGGGAAAGGAGCGGGAUCGUGACAGGAGUAAGAUCCGUGAGAGGGAUCAUGAGAAAGAUGUGCAGAGAGAAUCAGAAAGAGAAAGAAGAAAGGAGAAAGAUCAUGAGAAGGGAACUGACAAGAAUAGGGAAAGAGAGAAGGACCGCGACAUGGUGAAGGACAGGGAGAGGGAAAGGGAGAAAACUAAAGAUCGAGAAAAAGAGAAGGAGAAAGAAAAGGAUAGAGUGAGGGAUAAGGAACGGGAGAAGACUAAGGAGAAUUUUAGGCAGAAGGAAAUUGAUAGAAGCUUGGAAGCUGAUCGAGAUAGAUCAAGAACAAGGGACAGAGAGAAGGGGCCAGCUGGAGCUAAAGAAAGCGAAAAGGAUGAGAGAACACUAUCUGAUUUCGAGGAUGGUAGACUUGAUUCAAGGGAAGAAGAAGCACGAGAUGGCAGUGACAGUCAUGAAAAAUCUACUUUGAAGAAUCAGCAGAGUGAAAAACAUACUGACUCUCUAUUGGCCUCAGAGCUUGAGGAGCGGUUAGCAAGGACAAAAGAAGAAAGAAUGAAGAAAAAAUCUGAUGGUGCUUUUGAGAUAUCAUCAUGGGUUAAUAAGAGUAGGAGGCUUGAGGAGAGAAAAAAUGCUGAAAAGGAAGCUUUGCGUCUUUCAAAAGCUUUUGAGGAGCAGGAUAAUAUGCUAGCAGAUGGUGACGAUGAAACAGUUGGACACACACAGAAGGAUCUAGCAGGAGUUAAAAUUCUUCAUGGACUUGAUAAAGUAAUUGAGGGUGGGGCAGUUGUUCUGACCCUCAAAGAUCAAGAUAUUCUUAAGGAUGGUGAUAUCAAUGAGGAGAUUGAUAUGCUUGAAAAUGUGGAGAUUGGGGAGCAGAAACAGAGAGAUGAGGCCUACAAGGCUGCUAAAAAGAGAACUGGAUUAUAUGACGAUAAGUUUAAUGAUGAAACGGGAUCUCAGAAGACAAUUCUUCCGCAAUAUGAUGAUCCUGUUGAAGAUGAGGGAGUAGCAUUGGAUGAAAGUGGGCAUUUUACUGGUGAAGCAGAGAAGAAACUUGAAGAGCUGCGCAGAAGGAUUGAGGGUAGUUUUGUACCAAAAAGUUAUGAAGAUCUGACUUCUUCAGCAAAAAACUCAUCAGAUUAUUACACUGCUGAGGAAAUGCUUCGGUUCAAGAAGCCAAAGAAAAAGAAAUCUUUGAGAAAGAAAGAAAAGUUGGAUCUGGAUGCCAUGGAAGCAGAGGCCAGAUCUGCUGGAUUAGGAGCUAGUGAUCUUGGUUCCAGGAAUGACAUGAGAAGGCAGAUUGAAAGAGAAGAACAGGAGAAAAUUGAGGCUGAAAGGAGAAGCAAAGCAUACCAAACAGCAUAUGAAAAAGCAGAAGAGGCAUCUAAAGUUAUGCUUCAGGAGCAAACUUUAAGAUUGAAGUCUUUUGAGGACGAUGAUAUCGUUUUCGGUGAAGAUUAUGAAGAUCUACAGAUGUCCCUUGAGCAGGCAAGAAAACUUGCUCUUAGAAAACAUGAUGAAGCAGGUGCUACUGGUCCUCAGGCAGUUGCUCUUUUAGCCACAUCUAUUAAAGAACAAGAAAAUUCUCAGAGCCAGUCUACAGGAGAGCUACAAGAAGAAAAAGUUGUCAUUACAGAAGUUGAGGAGUUUGUACUAGGUCUUCAACUUAAUGAAGGUGCCCAAAAACCUGAAUCAGAAGAUGUUUUUAUGGAUGAAGAGGAUUCUCCUAAAUCCCUUGAACCAGAAAUAAAAGUUGAUGUCACUGGAUGGACAGAGGUGGAAGAAACCAGUAAAUCUGAAGAUCCCAUCAGUGAGAAAAAGGAUGAUGUUUCUCCAGAUGAGAUCAUCCACGAGGUUGCUGUAGGAAAAGGAUUAUCAGGUGCACUUAAGUUACUUAAGGAACGUGGUGCACUUAAGGAGACAGUAGAUUGGGGUGGCAGAACUAUGGACAAAAAGAAAAGCAAACUUGUUGGUCUUUAUGAUGAUGGAGGGACAAAAGAAAUACGAAUUGAGAGGACUGAUGAGUUUGGUCGCAUUAUGACACCCAAGGAGGCAUUUCGGAUGCUGUCACAUAAAUUUCAUGGUAAAGGACCAGGAAAAAUGAAGCAGGAGAAGCGGAUGAAGCAAUAUCAGGAGGAUUUGAAGACAAAGCAAAUGAAAGCUUCUGACACCCCAUUGCUAGCAGUGGAAAAAAUGAGGGAAGCUCAAGCUCAACUUAAGACGCCUUAUCUGGUGCUAAGUGGGCAUGUUAAACCAGGGCAAACUAGUGAUCCCAGAAGUGGUUUCGCUACUGUUGAGAAAGAUCAUUUGGGAAGCCUGACACCCAUGCUUGGGGACAAAAAGGUUGAACAUUUUCUGGGAAUUAAACGGAAACCUGAAAUAGGCAGCAUGGGUCCACCUCUGCCAAAAAAACCUAAGAGUUGAAGCUUCUGGAGUCAGCCCACACUUCUCAAGUUGUCAAUAACUGAAAUUUUGAAGGAGUUUCAUGCAACAUCUUUUAUUACACUGGCCUGGUAAUAAGGCCACAUUGCCAAUGCUCACUCAAAAGUUUCAUCCCAACUGAUGUACGAAGAACUUCUAUUCAAGUAGUUGGAUGACUGAUGCUCGAGAGGGUUUUCUCUUGGGUCAGGAUUAGAUUCCCCCAGUAAAGCGCAUUGUGCACGUCUCACUUCUACAUGUUUCUACAUCCAUCUUGGAGUGCAUUUAUAUAUAUGGAAGGGGACCUUUUACCUAAAAAAAAACUGAUGUGUGAGAAUGUACAUUUUACCUUUUUCAUUUCUAAGCAAUGGUGGAGGAGAAUUCUGUUCCCCGAAUUUGCAUUUAGAAUCUGUUUUUUCCCAGUAAAAUUGGAAGUUGCUAGUGAUGCAAUUCACGAUGAAGUCGGUCAUCCUUUUGGCAGAUCAUUUUUCACU